AAAAAUCAAACUUUCAAAAGCCGCACACUAAACUAUAGUCAUGAACAAAAAUGAACAGUUUGGUUCAAAUUCUCAUGAUGUAUCGACAGAUUGUUUUUUGUGUUUUUUUCUUAGCUUUCUCAUCGAUUAAUAUUGAGACAUAUGAAAUAGAUGUAACCGAUAAAGUUACAUUCACUAUUGCUAUUGGUAAUGAAACUGCCGGUAAAAUUGAUAUUGGUUUAUUUGGAAAAUUAGCACCAAAAACAGUGGAAAAUUUUGUCGCUUUAGCUUCGGAAGAAGGUUAUCAAGGAAAAUCUUAUAAUGGUAGUUUAUUUCAUCGUGUCAUAACCAAUUUUAUGAUACAAGGUGGUGAUAUAACCAGUGAAGAUGGAUCUGGAUCAUUAUCCAUUUAUGGCCAAUAUUUUGAUGAUGAAAAUUUUGUACUUAAUCAUGGUCAACCUGGCCUUAUAAGUAUGGCUAAUGCUGGUAAAGAUACGAAUGGUUGUCAAUUUUUCAUUACAUUAGUACCAACACCAUGGCUGGAUGGACAUCAUACUGUUUUCGGUAAAGUUCUUGAUGGUAUGGAUCUCAUUUUUCGAAUCAGUAGUCUACCAACCGAUUCUAAUGAUCGUCCUUUACAAAAUGUUCGAAUAAUCGAUACAAAAACCGAAAAAAUCGACAUACAAACUACACUUGAAUAGAAAUAUAUUUUUUUUUAUAAAUUUAA
Molecule: messenger RNA, 706 nt
Organism: Dermatophagoides pteronyssinus (European house dust mite)
Lineage: Eukaryota; Metazoa; Arthropoda; Arachnida; Sarcoptiformes; Pyroglyphidae
Biological process (GO): protein peptidyl-prolyl isomerization; protein folding
Cellular component (GO): cytoplasm; intracellular membrane-bounded organelle
Molecular function (GO): cyclosporin A binding; peptidyl-prolyl cis-trans isomerase activity
Source: RefSeq, a predicted model, not a curated record